Messenger RNA from Zerene cesonia (dogface butterfly), 1513 nucleotides. RefSeq names its product THAP domain-containing protein 1-like. Bases 380 to 952 code for a protein of 190 amino acids. The transcript has 4 exons. The record is from RefSeq and is a predicted model, not a curated record. Lineage: Eukaryota; Metazoa; Arthropoda; Insecta; Lepidoptera; Pieridae.
UACUUCUUCGCAUUAAUUUUCUUAUUGGCAACUCUGAACUCAACGUUUACUUGAAAAUUUAUUUUCUUAUCAGGUGACGAGAAACGCCUGACACUUUCUUUAUCUUUGUUAUUGUUUACCUAUUUAUGAUAUUCGUCUGUCCCUGUGUUAAUUGUCUGUAGAACAUUGCAACAAAACUGUACCAAAUAUAACUAAUAUUAAUGGGUAAAAUGCUCAGUUUUUGAUUGCUUUGCUUAUCAACUAUACGAGGCCGCCCAAAAUAAAUUAAAAGUAGCUAGUAGCCAAGCAUGGACAUGUUUAAAGUAGGUGCAAAUCAUUUGCUAUACUUGCCCUAUCACUAACUUGUAUAAAACUUUCUCGUGGAAAAAAUAACAGUAGGAUGCCAAAUUGUGCAAUUGUUAAUUGUAAAAACUCUUCCAAAAGAGUUGGUCGGGAAAAUGGAGACGUUUCAUUCCAUCGAUUUCCCAAAGACCUUAACACAAAGGUAAAAUGGAUAGAAGCAACAGGUAAUAAAAACUGGCUUCCAUCAAAGUUCAGUACAAUUUGCUCCAUUCAUUUCAAUGAGGAUGAUUUUGUUGACACCAAAAAGUUCAGACGUUUGUAUGCAAAAGCAUAUCCAACGGUUCUUGUUUUGAAUACAAUAACUAAUGGAGAAAAAGUUGAUAAUUUAAAAAAUAAGGAAGUCAUUAAAGUUUUCGCUACAUCUGAGGAUAGUAUUUCAAUAAACUCGGAAGAGGAGAAUUGUAAUGACCAGUCACAUCAAAAGAAAGUUAAGAGACCGUUUACACCAAGAGAAAAAAGAUUAUAUGAUUUAGUCCAACAUCAAAGGUUGAAAAUAAAAAGGUUUAGAGAGCAGAAUAGACGUAAAGCUAAGAAAAUUGAAGAUCUGGAAACCAUUAUAAAUUAUUUGGAAAGAAAAAUUAAAGAUCAGAACCAUCUUGUCCCCGACUGAACAAUGUCAGAUUGGGCAUAAAAAAUACGAUUGAAAUUAAAUAUCUGAAGUAUUUCCCUUAAUGAAAUGUUUUCUUUAUAUUUCUUACAAUUAGAAGUGGUAAAAGAAGCAGGGUGGGAAAAAAUUUGGCCAAUUAAAAGCGCAAAAUUAAAUAGUAUAUAGUAAUGGUUAACCCAAAUGGAUUUGAACAAUAAAUGAGUAAUCAGGUACAAGAACCUAACCAACUGCUUGACUUGUAACAAGAUAUUAUAGAAUAUAAAUAUAGACAUAUGCUGAUCUAUUGGAAAUGGUCACAGUUGGCUAAAAAUUGGGUUAAUGAAGGAAGGGUUGAUUUACAAAUUAUAUGGCUGACAGAUAUGACUGUUGAGUCUGUACGAGCAUGAUGCCCAUUGAUGGCACUUGAAAAUGCACAAGAAAAAAUAUUACAGAUGAGAUAUGUGUUUGGAUUAAAUAAACUAAUUUCUUUACAUUGUAUUGACCUGUAUUCUAUAUCUAUAUUUUAUUAAAUAAAAACUGAAUUAUGUAAUUUUUAUUACAUUAUAAUAUAUAUGGUUGAUAGUA